UUGUUGGCCGGUGCACCGGUUCGCCGGUCGAUUUGCAGCUGAGAAAAGGGGAAGAGCUGGCGGAGGCAGCAUCGGCGGGACGGUGCUAUGGACCUCAGGGACAAUGUCGAGACCGGGGAGACAGAAAACCACCUGGAGCUGUUUUAUAUGCCGAUUCCAGACGAAGCACCGUGCAAGAGGGAGCAGGAGAAGCUGUCAGGGGUCGUCAAAAACGUCCACAGAAAACUGCGUAGGAAAUACAGAGAGGUGGGCGACUUUGACAAGAUCUGGCGCGAGCACUGCGAGGAUGAGCAGACUCUAAGUGAGUACGCCGUCGCCAUGAAGAAUCUUGCUGACAGCCAUUGGACCAAAAACUGCGAAGGAGAGGGCCGCAUCGAAUGGUGUCGCAGCGUCUGUCAAGAGUACUUUUUGGAUGGCGGGAUGAAAAGAAUCUUAGAAAAGGAUGAGAAAAGUGCCAGGCUUGCCAUGGGUCUGACUGCAGCACCUGUAAGUGCCCAACCGUACAACACCAUCCCCAGUUCAAUCUCUCAGCUGGGGAAAAUGCGCCUUCUUGACGUGGGAAGCUGCUUCAACCCUUUCUUGAAGUUCGAUGAAUUCCUUACAGUUGGUAUUGACAUAGUGCCUGCAGUUGAGAGUGUGUACAAGUGUGACUUCCUCAACCUUCAGCUCCAGCAGCCUCUCCAGCUGGCAGGUGACGCGGUAGAGGCCUUCCUCCGCCAGCUCCACAACCCCAUCGACACUCUGCCUGCCCAGCUGUUCCACGUGGUCGUCUUCUCCNUGCUCCUGUCCUACUUCCCCUCGCCAUACCAACGCUGGAUCUGCUGUAAGAAGGCCCAUGAGCUGCUGGAGCUGCAUGGCCUGUUGCUCAUCAUCACGCCCGACUCCUCCCACCAAAACCGCCACGCCCUCAUGAUGCGCAGCUGGCGCGUCGCGGUGGAGUCCCUUGGCUUCAAGCGCUACAAAUACGUCAAGUAUUCCCACAUGCAUCUCAUUGCCUUCCGUAAGAUGUGUCUGGCCACCACCAGCGACCUGGUGUCACGCAACUACCCUGAGAUGCUCUACAUCCCUCAGGACUUCCACUCCAAUGAGGAGGAAGAGUGUGCCGACGUGCCCGUGCAGGUGCGCUCCGAGUUUGAGGAUGACCAGCUGGCUUGGGGCUUCACGGAGCUACCUGACACACCCUACGAUUCAGAUUCUGGGGAGAGCCAGGGCAGCUCGGUGCCUGGCUUCCACGAGCUAGAAGACCCCAUCCUGCUUCAGAGCUAGGCUUAACCAGCUAACCCCCCCCCCCAGUUCCUCUCCUCUUCUCUACGUAACUGUCACCUCCCCUUCAACUGCUGCGCUGCCAAAAUUAACCUGCUGCAUUCUUCUCCCACGACUCCUCCCGCUCCUCAAAAUAAUGCAGUUUGCACAGAGUGAAAGAGAGAAGUUUACAGAUUAUUUUCUCAUAUCCACACUCCUCUGAGAGUACACACGCAUACACGCACACAUAUACAUAUACCACACACUAAGACGGAUAUAUUUUGAUAAAUAUCUAGGUUUUUUAAGAGUUGGAAAGCGAAUGCCCUUAAGAUAUCUGAACUCCCUUCUCCUUAAUUUCCAUCCCAUCUUCCAAUCAGCUCUCAAUAACAAAAGUCAGCUUGUCUACAUUCUGUACUCAGUCUCCAUUUGAAUAAGCUAGUGUGGCAGGCUGCUUAGUACGAAAGACAAAUACAGCAACCUGAGCAGUGUGACAGGAGUUUGAUUGCACUGUAGAGACUGAUUAUGGGAUGACUGGACUGGUACGCUUGCUUCUGUCUCAGUCAUGCAGCAAGACUUCCUGAAAAAUUCUUGAUGUGCAUUUAGUUUUCCAAGACAAAAAAAAAAAAAAAAAGAAUAUCAUUGUUUUGAAAUAUAUAUU
Morone saxatilis (striped sea-bass) is the source of this 1900-nucleotide messenger RNA. RefSeq names its product base methyltransferase of 25S rRNA 2 homolog (gene samtor). The coding region runs from base 88 to 1266 and encodes 392 amino acids. The record is from RefSeq and is a predicted model, not a curated record. Gene Ontology annotation, biological process: negative regulation of TORC1 signaling. NCBI's taxonomy places the organism in Eukaryota, Metazoa, Chordata, Actinopteri, Moronidae. The transcript has 6 exons.